Messenger RNA from Nannospalax galili (Upper Galilee mountains blind mole rat), 1010 nucleotides. RefSeq names its product ficolin 3 (gene Fcn3). The transcript is spliced from 9 exons. Lineage: Eukaryota; Metazoa; Chordata; Mammalia; Rodentia; Spalacidae. The record is from RefSeq and is a predicted model, not a curated record.
AUGGCUACAUUGAUUGGCCUACUAUGGACCCCACUGUCCUUGUUGCUUCUCCUGUUUGGAGGGCCUGCCUGCCUGAAGACCCAGGAUUACCCCAGAUGUUCAGAACCCAGGGAACUGGAAGCCAGCAAAGUGGUCCUUCUGCCCAGUUGUCCAGGAGCCCCAGGGAGCCCAGGGGAGAAAACUGCCUUUGGGAUUUCAGGACAACCUGGUCCACCAGGGAAGACGGGUCCCAAGGGUGAGCCUGGAGAUCCAGCAAGCCUGUUCCCAUGCCAGGAGGGCCCCAAGAGCUGUCAGGAACUGCUGAGUUGGGGUGCUACUUUGAGUGGCUGGUACCAUUUGUAUCUUCCAGAGGGCAGGGUCCUCCCAGUCUUUUGCAACAUGGACACUUCUCGGGGUUGCUGGCUGGUGUUCCAGAGGCGACAGGAUGGUUCUGUGAAUUUCUUCCGCUCUUAGACCUCCUACAAAGCAGGUUUUGGGAGACAGGAGUCCGAAUUCUGGCUGGGGAAUGAGAACUUGUACCAACUCACUCUGGAGGGUACCUGGGAAUUGCGGGUAGAGCUGGAAGACUUCAAUGGCACCCGUACCUCCGAGAAUUAUGCCACCUUCCGUCUCCUUGGGGAGAAGGACUGCUACCGGCUGGUGCUGGGCUCAUUCUUAGAGGGCACUGCCGGGGACUCCCUAGGCUCCCACAGGGGUCAGCCCUUUUCUACCCAGGACGCAGACCACGAUUCAAGCAGCGACAACUGAGCUGUGACCGUCCACGGUGCCUGGUGGUACCAUUCCUGCUAUCAAGCCAAUUUCAAUGGGCGAUAUGCUGCAUCUGAGGCCACUGCCCAUAAGUAUGGCAUUGACUGGGCCUCGGGCAGAGGUGUGGGUCGCCCCUACCGCAAGGUUCGAAUGAUGCUGCAUUAGGGUACCCUGGCUAUCAGAGCCCUUAUCACUCCGUACAGCUUCCGGCCCCUCCCUCAGUCACCUCCUCCGUCACCUCCUCCGUGUCAACUGCCUCUGUU